AUGCUGCAAAAUGGAAACGGAAAGCAAAAAGCUCCGCAACCGCCAAAUGCUGGUGAGACAGAGUCAGACUCCACGGAUGGCAACCCGAAACUGCAGCAAGAGCAGCCGGCAGUUCUCCCAGCCGCCGACAAGAAGGACGCAGAGUCCACACUCUUCCCCAUGCCCACUUACCCUAAACUGGAGAUAAAGCGAAACGCGGUGACGGACGAUUAUAAAGUCUCCAAUCAGGUUCUGGGCUUGGGGAUCAACGGCAAAGUCCUCGAGUGCUUUAACAAGAAAACCGGAGAGAAGUGCGCGCUAAAGAUUCUCUAUGAUAGUCCCAAAGCGAGGCGAGAGGUGGAGCUCCACUGGCGAGUGUCAGGAGGGCCGUACAUCGUUCGCAUCCUGAGCCUCUACGAGAACAUGUAUCACGGGAAGAAAUGCUUGCUCAUCAUCAUGGAGUGUAUGGAGGGAGGAGAGCUGUUCAGCAGAAUCCAGGCCAGAGGAGACCAGGCGUUCACUGAAAAAGAGGCAUCAGAGAUUAUGAGGGACAUCGGCACGGCCAUCGAUUUUCUCCACAACAUUGAUAUCGCGCACAGAGACAUCAAGCCAGAGAACCUGCUGUACACAAGUAAAGAGAGAAAUGCGGUCCUCAAACUGACAGACUUUGGCUUUGCAAAGGAGACCACGCUGCACAAUCCUUUGCAGACUCCUUGUUAUACUCCGUACUAUGUGGCUCCCGAGGUUCUGGGUCCAGAGAAGUACGACAAGUCAUGUGACAUGUGGUCUCUGGGCGUCAUCAUGUACAUCCUAUUGUGCGGCUUCCCUCCGUUUUACUCGAAUACAGGCCAAGCCAUUUCUCCUGGGAUGAAGAGGAGGAUCAGGAUGGGCCAGUAUGAAUUUCCUAAUCCAGAGUGGUCGGAGGUGUCACAGGAAGCAAAAGAUUUGAUCCACCAACUACUGAAGACAGACCCUAACGAGAGAAUGACCAUCACCCAGUUUAUGAACCACCCCUGGAUCAAUCAGUCCAUGAUGGUUCCUUCCACUCCCCUGCACACCACACGGGUCCUGACAGAAGACAGAGAGAUGUGGGAGGACGUGAAGGAAGAGAUGACCAGCGCUUUAGCGACCAUGCGUGUGGACUAUGACCAGGUGAAGAUCAAAGAUCUCGACACCUCCAGCAACCCUCUGCUCAACAAGAGGCGCAAGAAGGCCGCUGCGGGGGGCAAGAGUGGGUCCACGGUAUGCCAGAGUCAGUGAGGCAAGGAUGAGCUUUGGUGGAAGGUUCAAGAGGUGCUUUAGACUUCUCAGAGACUCAACUUCAAGCAAGUGCGCUCUAAAAUAAGAGACAUUAGGAACGCCAGAGUUAAACCUGGAUAUUUCGGGGACGUGGAGACGUGAUAUCACCUGUCUGUUGUCACCGCAGGCCUGUCUGUUUUUAAUUAUUUUGUGUAAUAAUGUCUUUUCUUUUUUGGGAGGGGGCUGGGCUGUUUCUAAGAGUACCUGUGUCUAGAGAUAUCUGUAGUGGUAUAUGUUGUGUAUUUGAAUGCUGGAUUUACCUGUCUAAGGUGUAACUAUGCAGUUGUGUGCAGAUCACACUCAAAGAAACUAACUGUGGACAGACUGUGAAACUAAAAGGCUCAUUAUUGUCUUUUGUCUUAAUAUCGUCCUUCGUUUGCUGCCUUCCUUUUAGGAUUCAAAAUCCUAAAAUGUUAAUAAAAUGUAGCCUCCACAA
This is a messenger RNA of Neolamprologus brichardi, 1714 nucleotides long. It is a transcript of the gene mapkapk3, whose product is annotated as MAPK activated protein kinase 3. Lineage: Eukaryota; Metazoa; Chordata; Actinopteri; Cichliformes; Cichlidae. Gene Ontology annotation, biological process: protein phosphorylation. Gene Ontology annotation, molecular function: protein kinase activity; ATP binding. The record is from RefSeq and is a predicted model, not a curated record.